Hylaeus anthracinus is the source of this 5002-nucleotide messenger RNA. RefSeq names its product polycomb group protein Psc-like. Gene Ontology annotation, molecular function: promoter-specific chromatin binding; metal ion binding. NCBI's taxonomy places the organism in Eukaryota, Metazoa, Arthropoda, Insecta, Hymenoptera, Colletidae. Gene Ontology annotation, biological process: negative regulation of transcription by RNA polymerase II. The coding region runs from base 981 to 3458 and encodes 825 amino acids. The record is from RefSeq and is a predicted model, not a curated record. The transcript has 4 exons. Gene Ontology annotation, cellular component: PRC1 complex.
CACACACUUGCUCUGCCUCGCACCCACCGCCGUCACUGCAUCGCGACAUCGUCGUGUAUCGUCGCGCUCUUUCGAGAGUCGGGCGAGUGCAGCGAAUCGAGUCGUGGUCCGAGAGAGCGGUUAUAUACGUUAACGUAGAGUCGCGCGAGACGGGAACCCCGCGGUGGGGGCGGGAGGGGAAGUAUAUAACAGGAGAGAGCGACAGAGCACGGCGGGGUUAGAGGAGAGGGAGGGAGAUCAUCGAACGCGGGAGGAGGAAAGAACCCGCGCGCACGCGCGUCUGUCUACCCACCGGUCGAUCGACAACUACGUCGACGACGACGACGACAACGACGACGACGACGACGACGACGACAACGACGACGACGAGCACGACGUAGAAAGAACGUGGCGCGCGAGUACGGUAGUGACGACGAGGCUCCGCUGAUACCGUUGUGGGAAAAGUUAAUCGGUUGACCGUUCGAUACCGAGCGCAGGGAAAGCCAUAGCGAAAGGAGAGCUGACCCGAGGUGGGGAGCAACGGCGAAAGGAAGGAAGGAAGAAACGAGGGGAAGGAGAGAAGGAGUGGAAUCGGGUCGAAAUCGUCCGUACGGACAUGUGCGCGGCGCUGUGCUCGCAGUCAGCAGGGACGUGAUGGUACGUAGCUCGCGGCGUGCGAGUUAUCAGGAUUGCUCGCGGUCACGGGUUCGUGACGACGGCCGUGGCGAGGAGUGCGACGGCGUGAGCGACGACAACGAGCGCGCUAUCGCGAGAGAGAGCCUCGGGGCGCCGCACGCCGACGGACGGAGCGGCGUUGCCACCUCUCUUCGGACGCUGCACCACCGAGAACCGAUACGGCAACCAAGAAACACCGUCGUUGCCACGUCCGCUGCUACGUUCCGCUGCCAGCCGGGACAGCAGCUCGCUGGCCACGACGAUCGUCUCUAUCGCUUAGCUGGUAACCACCUAUACACGCUGCUGUUUCAGAACUGAAUAUCAACAUGGAGGCAACGGAGCAGGAGAAGCCGCUGGUCAAAGACUUGAACGAACAUAUCGUGUGCCCUCUCUGCAGAGGCUACCUCAUAGACGCAACGACUCUCGUGGAGUGUCUGCAUUCUUUUUGCAGAGGUUGCAUUGUCAGAAGGUUGAGCAGCGGUGCCCGAGCGUGUCCCGUAUGCAACGUCGCGACGUCUCCGCCUCUCUUGCCGGACGUAAAGCUACAACAACUGGUAUAUCUCGUGGUACCAGGCCUCUUCCGGUCCGAGCUCGAACGGAGGCGUCACUUCCGGUUGGUGAACCCGCAAUGUCCACCUUUAGUCCCGCCGUUGGGGGCCCUCGACUUGACCUUGGACGAUUUCGUAAGCCUGAGCCUCUGCGAGCUCGGCGAACCGGAAGAAGAAGUGGACGGUCAAUCGGCAGAGAACCACGACGCGUCGCGACAUCGAACGAACAACGACGAGACGACGAACGAAGACGGGAAUCGGGUUAGAAAUACGCGGUACCUAAAGUGUCCGGCUGGGGUGACGGUUCGACACCUCCUGAGACUGCUGAUGCUGAAGAGAGGCUGGGAAGAGACGAAUCCUCACGGGGCGAACGUCAAUGCGAUAGAGAUGCUGUGCGAAAAGUAUAACGAGGACGGUGGCGUGGAAACGAUGGUUUUGGAUCAGUCUUGGACUCUGCUGGACCUUGCUCGCAUAUUCGGCUGGAAGAGAGAAGAGCCGAUGAAGCUGUUUUACCGUGUGGCGCGGAAGCCGGAGCUCGUCUCGGUCCCCAAAGUGAGUCCUUACAACGACGAGAGGACCAAGGAUGCCGCUACUAUGGAAAAUAUUCAAAGGCCGCCGACGCCGCCUCCGAGUCCCAAGCCGGCACGGGAAUGCGAAGUCGAGGCUUGUAGGAUUUUAGAAAGUAGCGCCGAGCCGCCUCGGUCCCUGGAGACGAAUCUGGAACGCGACAAAGAGUCGAAAGCGAAGAAACCCCGUUGCGAGGUGACGCCCGUCAUAAGGACGCCCGAUCUCGUGCCGAUGCAGACGAACCACGCGCCGGAGAGUUCCAAGACCAAAGAGUUAGCCAGGCUGGAGCACCGAAAACGUAGGAAACGACGAAACAAGCGUGUGAUCGCCGAAAUCACUACAACACCCCGGGAGGAUCUGUUGAAGUUGAAGGUUCGUCUGACGCCCUGCCCGCCGAGGAUCACGUCGAGCACCGGAGGAGGCCAGGCAAAAGAGAAGCUGUUGCAGAUGCGUGCCGUUAGAAGAGAGAAGAUCAAAACCACCGCGAUAGGUCAGCAACGAUCGACGAGUUCGUCUGUUCGAGACGAGGUCCCGGGAGCGAAGGAAAACCUCGGGGAGAGCGAGGAAACGAUAGAGGAGAUUAUAGACAGCAUCCCGGACGAGGUGGUUAGAAUCGCACAAAACAUAACUACUCCGAUAGAGGAGACGUCCGCGGCCACCGAGCGAAUAGAGCAGCGGAGUGCUCCGUCGACGUGCAGGACAUCGUCCAAGUCGAAGGAAGCCGAGACCGAACCAGAGACUGCCAAGGCCGCGGAAGAAUCCGACGCGGAACGUCCGAAAAAAGACGAAGAGAUCCUUCGACGAUUGGGCCUGGUGGCGGUGAACGAAGCCAACGACAAGACGAAGCAACGCGUGCAGAACAACGGCGAGAAGAUCGAGAACUUGGACCGGGAGAAGCUCGAGAAGCAAUUGCGCGAGAGCAAAGCCAAUCGAGUGAGAAGCCUGCUGGCCGAGAAGCAGAUGCGCGACGCGUUGAAGAGCAUUAUGUCGAAAACAAAAGAAGAGCAACCAUCGCCAGUGCAGGUUAACGCUGUACCAAAGAAAAAAGGUCCGCCGCCGCUGGCGCCCUUACGCGUGGCCAAGCCUUCCGGCUUCGCCACGUCGAGCGCCAUUUUGGAACCGAACAAUUCGAAAUACGAGACCCCGUUGGACCUUAGCAGCGGUGGAACCGUGCACAACAACGCACUCGAUUUAUCGGCCAGUUUGUCUACCAAUAGUUUCUCGUCGUUACCCACCUCGUCUUCGCUCUCGUCUUCUACUCCUUCUCCUUGUUCCUCUUCGUCCUCUUCGGCAUCUUCGUCCUGUUCUUCCGUGCCCUCGCUGAAUCCUAGAACACCGCGCGCGACGAUCGGUUCCGGAGGCCUGUUACGAGCGAAGCCGAAGAAUCUGGAUCAACGAAGGGGCCAGGAAUCCAAUCUGGUCACGCUUUCUGACGCGGCUGUAUCCUUGCUGAGCGGCUGCAUCACCGACAAGAACUCCGUGGAUCCUCUUGCUCUCGGCUCGGCCAAUAUCGCUAGCAAAGUGGCGCUUCGAAUACCGCAACCGCAUCAGAGAAUCUCCGGUUUCGGAAUGAAAAUCAAGCCAAACCUCGGCGUCAGGCACAUACCUAACCCACAGGCGGUCGUUGCUUCGCAGUACAGAAAUCAAAGGGCCGGUUACUUCAACACAGCCUCGCAACAGCCGCCGUAAGCGGAACGCUCGCAAUCCACCGACGCCUCACUCUCCCGUUUCCCCUACUUUUUCCAUUACUUCCUACUAUCAUAUUAUUACACGUGUAAGAACGCUCCUACAGAAACGAGAUUCCUAUGUGACCAAUCCAAAGGCUGUACGUUACCACAUACUUUCUUAUCCCGCUUCCUCCGAAGCAGGCCUGGGCAAUUUUAUUUAAAUACAAGUACGUGUAGCAACUCGGAUAUUUGUUCGGUCGUUUACUUAUUGGAACGUUAUUUGGAAAUUAUAGAGAUAUUUGAGGUAGUAAGUAUUUCAGACGAUGAAAAGUUGAUUCACUGUUUGAAACGACAGGUAUUUUAGCCUCUUGAGGAAUAUUGGCAUACACCCUCGUUCAUAAGUAUGUGGACACUUUCUUAAUGGAAAGAAAUAUCUGAUAAAAGUUGUGAAUCUAUUGGUAUCAAUUGUAUCAUUUAUGUUUCGAUAUGUUUACGUUGCGAAGUAAUAUUAUCUCAUUUAUUUUAUAAUAUUACGCCAUAAGUAUUUUUGAUAUAUUGAACAUUCGUUCUGAACUUUGCUAUCUAAACGAUCCCAUAGUUCCACUAUAAAAUUGAAUAUGCCACUCAAAACAUUUAAUAUCAUUAAAUGUUGUUUAAUACAAUGUAGAAUCCGAUGUAGAAUUUGGCAACAAAAGUUGUAUAGUAAUAAUUUACGGUGUAUAUUAAUUAUUCAUUGAAGGUAGUAAGUGUCCACAAUAUUUAUGAGCGAGGGUGUAUACAAGGUGAGCCGCGUAAUGCGUUCCAAGCUAUUUUCCGAAAGUAUUAGUGAUAAUUAAUUAUUACACUGGACAACUUUUUAAUACAAUAUCUUUAAACUAUGUUUACAUUCGUCUUAACUGUGGCUGGCCACUUUAACAUUUAACCCUUUAGCAAAGGGUUUUACUUUGAAAUAGCAAGCAUCAUUUGCUACAUUUGCUUACAACGUCACCCAAAAUAUCCUAUCAAGAAUCAAAAACAAAUAAAAUCGAUUCGUUAUUCCGACGCCGAAUUAUUUGAAAGUUGUAUCACGAAAGAAGAUAAUCAUAUGUCAAAAAACGGAACAUUCGUGGAAUAAGAAAUCACGCCAGGUAACGUUAUUUCAAAAGAGCCCAGGUCUGCAGUAAAGCCACAUUGGCACGCGCGAAAACACGUGCUCUAGGUACCGCCACCGAGAGGAACUGUCUCGCGCGAUUCGCGCGUAGGAAUGCGGCUUUACGUUUCACAAAACGCGACGAGUUUCGCGUGGGUGCGAAGACGCACGGUACACCCGCGGUAGCAAGGACUAGAACGUCGACUUGGUGAGUGAAAGCGAAGGAAAAGAUAGCGAUAUUUAAUACGGCGAGAGUAGGCAACGUGAAAUGUACAUCCGUUUCACGGGAUAACGUUUUCAGACGCGAGCGACUGUUUCAUCGAAAAAUCGGUUUUCCGUGUGUCUUCGCUCUUGACAGGGAAACGACGACGGUGUUCGAUCCGUUGUCACACUGGUCGGCUGAAGAGAAUGCCCCUUGGAAGAAAUUACAAUUUAGC